GGUCUCCUCUCCCAGAGUUGCAGGAGCAGUUCAGCCCUCCAGAGAUUGCGCCGCCGCUGAUGGUGAAGCUGGUGGAAGCUAUUGAGAAGAAAGGGUUAGACAGCGAGAUGUUGUACAGGACAUCUGGCUCCGAACUGAGGCAGGCGCUGAGAACCGAUUGGACCCUGGGUGACCUGGAGCCCUUCGACGUGCACUCCCUGGGCGAGGCGCUGCGAGGCUACCUGCAGGACCUGCCCUCCCCCGUGGUGCCGGUGUCCGUGCACGGAGACAUCCUUCGCGUCCUGCAGGAGAUCCCCCAGUCGGAGAAUUGCCGGAAGCAGCUGCUGCUGGCCCUGGAGUCGCCUGCGGUCCCACUCCAGAACACGCUCACCCUGCAGUUCCUGCUCCGGCAUCUGGGGAAGGUAUCGCAGCAGGCCGAGAGCAACAGCCUCCACCCUCGGGCCCUGGGAGAGAUCUUCGGCCCCCUUCUCCUCCGGCUGCCUGGCGCCAGCCCAGAGCUGAGCCCUGACUUCUCCGUGCUGUUUCUGGAGAUGCUUCUGCAGACAAAGGAGUUGGAGCCGGAACAGUUGCCUCCAGCCUUGCCUCCAAAACCACCUAAGCCAAAGCCCAGUGCUGCCAGCUUGGCCAACGGGAACAGCAUGCCCUUGCAGGACGCCGAGUGGUACUGGGGUGACAUUUCUCGGGAGGAGGUGAACGAGAAGCUACGGGACACUCCAGAUGGUACUUUCUUGGUGCGCGAUGCCUCCAGCAAGAUCCAAGGGGAGUACACACUCACGCUCAGGAAGGGAGGCAAUAACAAGCUGAUCAAGAUCUUUCACCGGGAUGGGAAGUACGGCUUCUCGGAGCCCCUGACUUUUGGCUCAGUGGUGGAGCUCAUCACCCAUUACCGGCACGAGUCGCUUGCCCAGUACAACGCCAAGCUGGACACCAGGCUGCUCUACCCCAUCUCCAAGUACCAGCAG
Molecule: messenger RNA, 962 nt
Organism: Pelecanus crispus (Dalmatian pelican)
Lineage: Eukaryota; Metazoa; Chordata; Aves; Pelecaniformes; Pelecanidae
Source: RefSeq, a predicted model, not a curated record